CAACAUGUGUUCAUCCGCAAAGCUCGACUUCGUCGGCAAGACAAGAUAUUCGGUAGCAAGUCGAAUUCAACAUAAUGCAAAUACUCAAAUGAACAUAUUUUUUUUUACAAGAGAGCUUUCCAUCCUGGUGUUUGAUAGAUACAACCGAGAAAUAUCGAUGCAAUCCUCGGACAGUUCUACGAGUCACGAGCUGAAGCAAAAUAUAGUUUUCAUGAGGAUCAUGUGAAAUCUGAAGCGGCAUAUCGAUUGAAAUUGAAAAAAACAAAACAGAACCGAGGAUUCAAUGUGGC
This is a messenger RNA of Metschnikowia bicuspidata var. bicuspidata NRRL YB-4993, 290 nucleotides long. RefSeq lists its product as uncharacterized. Lineage: Eukaryota; Fungi; Ascomycota; Pichiomycetes; Serinales; Metschnikowiaceae. The record is from RefSeq and is a predicted model, not a curated record. The coding region runs from base 5 to 226 and encodes 73 amino acids. The transcript has a single exon.